Messenger RNA from Postia placenta MAD-698-R-SB12, 900 nucleotides. RefSeq lists its product as hypothetical. The transcript is spliced from 3 exons. The record is from RefSeq and is a predicted model, not a curated record. Lineage: Eukaryota; Fungi; Basidiomycota; Agaricomycetes; Polyporales; Adustoporiaceae. Bases 1 to 900 code for a protein of 299 amino acids.
AUGUCUACCCACGAACAGAUAGCGACUCAUUGGGACGGGGACGCGUCCUCUUCUAUUAACGCGCAGAUAGUACAGUUAGGGACCAUCACUCCUGAAGACGAGGGAGAAAUAGCAACUCAAGUUUACAAAUAUGCACGCGGAAUAGGAGAUGAAAUCACCCGUCUACGCUUCUACUAUUGGCUCUUGGACUACUUCGUGUGGCAUCCUUCUUUCUAUCCGAGUGGCAACACGCCACUAGUGCUUGCAUGCCAGUUGGAUCCAGUCACAGUCUUGCUCACGACUAGGAUAACUGAUCUAUCGAUUCUCGGUCAACGGUAUCUCCCGCCAUGGGAGCAACGCGUCCAGGAUUACUGCGCCAGCUUGAACCUCCAAUCCAGCAUGGAUCUCCCCCCACAGGAUUGCGAUGAAGAUAAGGACACCGAUUCAGAAUGGCGAACCAUACUACAGGAAUUUACCUGGGACUGGAAUACGACCCCGAGUGUGAUGUCUCCAGCAUCAGGUUCGCUAUAUGAUGAUGGAGCAACCGGUAUAGCAACAGAUGUUACGCCCCAGUUGUCAACGGUGAGCACAAUCCCCAUACAGCCCAUCGAGAUCAAAGGCGCACCCCAGACACUGGAAAUAUGCGCUUCUCAAGUAUUCGCAUCACAACAGUCACCAGACCUAGGCGCAGAUGCGCCCCAGUAUUCUCAGCCAAGUGCGGAGACGAAUGGUUCUCCUGAGCCUGAGUCUCCACUGACAGAAGUAGACACGACUCGGUGCUCAUCUCCUGCAACCCCAUCUCCUGCAACUCCAUCUCCUGAAAUUCCGUAUGCCGAGCCAUCAGCCGUGGAAGUGGAGGAAUCUAUCGCGCACCGUCGCCGUUCUGCCAGACUUGCAGCUAGAAAUCCAGUGGCGGCGUAG